AUAAAGUCGCGGGGAGCAGGGUCUGUUCAGUCCUACUGCUGGGUGAAGUAAGGCCCCGAGUGUGCGCCCUGAGCAUCACAUCGCCAGCAGGAGCCAUGGCCCAGGAGCUGUACCACCAGGAGUUCGCCAACGCUGGCAGGCAACCGGGGCUCCAGGUCUGGAGGGUGGAAAAGCUGGAGCUGGUGCUGGUGCCAGAGAGCGCCCAUGGCAGCUUCUACGUGGGCGAUGCCUACCUGGUGCUGCACACGGUCAAGGGCAGCCGGGGCUUCACCUACCGCCUGCACUUCUGGCUGGGAAAGGAGUGUACCCAGGAUGAAAGCACUGCAGCUGCCAUCUUCACUGUUCAAAUGGAUGACUACUUGGGUGGCAAACCUGUGCAGAACAGAGAACUGCAAGGCUAUGAGUCCACUGAUUUUGUUGGCUAUUUCAAAGGAGGUCUGAAAUACAAGGCUGGAGGCGUGGCAUCUGGACUAAAUCAUGUGCUCACAAACGACCUGACUGCUGAGCGGCUGCUUCAUGUUAAAGGUCGAAGAGUGGUCAGGGCCACGGAAGUCCCCCUGAGCUGGGACAGUUUCAACAAGGGUGACUGCUUCAUCAUUGACCUUGGAACUGAAAUUUACCAAUGGUGUGGUUCUUCAUGUAACAAGUAUGAGCGUCUGAAGGCAACCCAGGUUGCCAUUGGUAUUCGAGACAAUGAAAGGAAUGGAAGAGCUCAACUCAUUGUUGUAGAAGAAGGAAGUGAACCAUCAGAGAUUAUAAAGGUUUUAGGGAAAAAGCCGGAGCUUCCACUGGGAAGUGAUGAUGAUGACACCACAGCAGACAUAAUGAACAGGAAAAUGGCUAAACUCUACAUGGUUUCAGAUGCCAGUGGGUCUAUGAGUGUGAGCCUGGUGGCAGAAGAAAACCCCUUCUCCAUGGCAAUGUUGCUUUCUGAAGAAUGCUUUAUCUUGGAUCAUGGGGCGGCAAAACAAAUUUUUGUAUGGAAAGGUAAAGAUGCUAAUCCCCAAGAAAGAAAAGCUGCUAUGAAGACAGCUGAAGAAUUCCUGGAGCAAAUGAACUAUUCUACUAAUACCCAGAUUCAAGUUCUUCCAGAAGGAGGUGAAACACCAAUCUUCAAACAGUUCUUUAAGGACUGGCGAGAUAAAGAUCAGAGUGAUGGCUUCGGGAAAGUAUAUGUCACAGAGAGAGUGGCCCAAAUAAAACAAAUUCCAUUUGAUGCCUCAAAAUUACACAGUUCUCCACAGAUGGCAGCCCAACACCAUAUGGUGGAUGAUGGCUCGGGUGACAUGGAGAUCUGGCGUGUAGAAAAUAAUGGUAGGAUCCCAAUUGACCGAAACGCAUAUGGUGAAUUUUAUGGCGGUGACUGCUACAUUAUACUGUAUACUUACCCCAGAGGGCAGAUUAUCUACACAUGGCAAGGAGCAAAAGCCACGAAAGAUGAGCUGACAACAUCUGCCUUCCUGACUGUUCAGUUGGACCGGUCCCUUGGAGGACAGGCUGUACAGACUCGGGUCUCCCAAGGCAAGGAGCCUGCUCACCUGCUGAGUUUGUUCAAAGACAAACCGCUCAUUAUUUACAAGAACGGGACAUCAAAGAAAGGAGGCCAGGCACCUGCUCCCCCCAUACGCCUCUUUCAAGUCCGGAGAAACCUGGCAUCGAUCACCAGAAUUGUGGAGGUUGAUGUUGAUGCAAAUUCACUGAAUUCCAAUGAUGUUUUUGUCCUGAAACUGCAACAAAACAGUGGCUAUACCUGGAUAGGAAGAGGUGCUACCCAGGAAGAGGAGAAAGGCGCAGUGCACGUGGCGAAUGUCCUCAAGUGCAAAACCACACGGAUUCAGGAAGGAGAGGAGCCAGAGGAAUUUUGGAGUUCUCUUGGAGGGAAAAAAGAUUAUCAGACUUCACCUCUGCUAGAAACCCAGGCUGAAGACCACCCUCCUAGACUUUAUGGUUGCUCGAACAAAACUGGAAGGUUCAUUAUUGAGGAGGUCCCAGGGGAAUUCACCCAGGAUGAUCUAGCCGAAGAUGAUGUCAUGUUACUAGAUGCUUGGGAACAGAUAUUUAUUUGGAUCGGCAAAGAUGCCAAUGAAGUUGAGCGAACAGAGUCUCUGAAGUCUGCAAAAACAUACCUUGAAACGGACCCUUCUGGAAGAGACAAGAGGACACCGAUUGUUAUCAUCAAACAGGGCCAUGAGCCUCCCACCUUCACAGGCUGGUUCCUGGCCUGGGACUCCAGCAAGUGGUAAAAUGG
Messenger RNA from Elephantulus edwardii (Cape elephant shrew), 2248 nucleotides. It is a transcript of the gene SCIN, whose product is annotated as scinderin. Gene Ontology annotation, cellular component: actin cytoskeleton; cytoplasm. NCBI's taxonomy places the organism in Eukaryota, Metazoa, Chordata, Mammalia, Macroscelidea, Macroscelididae. Gene Ontology annotation, molecular function: actin filament binding; phosphatidylinositol-4,5-bisphosphate binding. The record is from RefSeq and is a predicted model, not a curated record. Gene Ontology annotation, biological process: barbed-end actin filament capping; actin polymerization or depolymerization; actin filament severing. The transcript has 16 exons. The coding region runs from base 96 to 2243 and encodes 715 amino acids.